Molecule: messenger RNA, 4904 nt
Organism: Hippoglossus stenolepis (Pacific halibut)
Lineage: Eukaryota; Metazoa; Chordata; Actinopteri; Pleuronectiformes; Pleuronectidae
Gene: cep104
Product: centrosomal protein 104
Exons: 22
Coding region: 165-3008 (947 amino acids)
Cellular component (GO): cilium
Source: RefSeq, a predicted model, not a curated record
CUCCACUGCGCAUGUCCGCAGGAGUUGUUGUCAGCGGUGGUUAUGGAGAUGAGACGGGUCCACGAGCUGUCAACUGGUCGGUGAUGUUCGGGGGCAGAUUUCUGUAAAAAUACACGCAAGGACGCGUCUUUCUAGUCCAAACUGCUCAUCGGCACCAGAGAGAGAUGCCAGGGAAGAUACGAUUCAUUGUGGUCAACUCUUCAAGUCAUGAGGGCAACUUCACUGCCAAGGAGCUCAUGGUCCAUGCACCCACAGCCACUGGCUGGAGAUCCCGCAGGCUGUGCUCUUACCCUCAACACGUCACUCUCCAGCUGGUGGAGAGAAGUCGGGUGAGGAAGCUGCAGCUUCUCGCCCACCAGUACCUGAUCCCAGCUAAGGUGGAGUUCCACAUUGGAGACUCCCUCCCUGAAACCAGCUCUCCAGGGCAGCUUCGCAGACUCGGGUAUGUGCCUCUGUCAGACAAUGAGAAGACGGGCUUCAUAGCUCGGGAGCUGAAGUCGGUCUACGUUGACGCCAUUGGAACAUACCUGAGAAUAACCUUUCAUAAGAACCACGUCAACAGCAACAAUCAACACAAUCAGGUUGCUUUGGUUGCCAUUAAUGUGCUGGGAGAGUCUUUGGAUGGCAAUGCUUUUAGCACAAUUCCAAGCAGAGAGCAGCUGAUCGAACACUACCUCAAUUGUACUCAGCAGGAAGCUGCCUUGGACACAACCUUCAUGGGUCUCACACCCAGCAAAUAUGAGUCCUUCUCCCCCUUUGACGACCUGGCUUUCGAAAUGUACCAGGACCCCGAAGUUGCUCACCUCAUCCGUCUCAUGGACCAACAGAAGCAGGACAUGGUGCAGCAGGAGAAAUUCGAGCAGGCCAAGUAUCUGAGACAGGCCAUAGCCGACCUGCAAAAGGCGGGGGAGCGCUUGGCUCGAUAUGAUGUGGAGAAGCAAUGUGCCAUAGAAAAGGAAGACUAUGACCUGGCCAAGAAGAAGAAGGAGCUGAUGGAGGAGUACAGGAGGAGCGUCUACCAGCAGCUGGAGGACUGCAACCUGUUGGACACAACAAUGAUCGCAAGGGCAAUGGAUCCACCCCCUCUCCCGGAUCCCCCCCCUCUGCUGCCUUCUCCAGGUCACUGUUCAGUCCCCGUCAAGCCCCUUGUGUCCACAGACACGUAUAAGAAGGAGAAGAAAGCUAAUACACCUCAGAAACAACAGUCGGCCACAGAGGCUGCCAAACGAAGCUGUCAACGUGACAGCCCCAGCACCCCCGCUGCUGUACCCAAGUUAGAUUCGACCAGUUCGCCUCAUGAUGACAGGCCGCUGCCAGCCCAGAAGAGGAAAGAGCAGCCAGUGGAGACCGCCCAGAGUCCUGCAGAGCAGCAACCCCCCGACCCUCACACCCUCAGGAGCCCACCCAGCUCCGAGAUCAGCGGAGAGCCAGAGCCCCUGACAGAGAAAGCCCAGCGAGAGGCUGGACUUCCAAUAGAUGUUUAUGGAGAAAGCGUGGUGGCUUGGGCAUAUUCCAAAAGCUGGUCCCACAGAGAAAAUGCUCUGCUGGCUGUGCACAAGAGGCUUUUGGAGGUAUCACCCACCACCCCCAAGGAGGAGCUGAGAAAGAUGAUAAGAGCUGCAGUCCUCCUGGUGAAAAAGGCCCUCCAGGAUAAAGUGUCAUCGGUCCUCCAGGCCUCCUUGAUGCUGCUGCGCCUAAUGCUGAGCCAGCUGAUCCCAGGUCUGGGCUUAGGCCGGUCUGAGGUGAUCCACUGCGUUGAGCAGACCUGGCCUGACCUGCUGCUCAGGACUGGAGACCCAGCCAGCCGCCUCCGGGCCAUGGUCACUGCCUUCAUACAGGAGAUAGCUGUUUUGAAGGAUGUCCGGGCCCUGCAGGUAAUCCCCGCUGACCUAGUGAAGGACCUCAAAUUCAAAUCCCCCCCUCGUCUGGCUCAGAGUCGGGUAGAGCUGCUGGAGAAGCUGCUCGCUGAACUGGGCACAGAGAACUCUGGCUUCACCCUGGACAACGUCAUGACGUUCUGUGCAGUGUCGUUGAAGCACACUUCACCGCCGGUUCGAGAGGCGGCGCAGCGCAUCGUCUUAUCCAUGUACCAGCAGCACAGAAGUGCCAUUCUCAGCUACCUUCCACGCAGCGAUGAUCCUGAACGCAACAGCUUCCUCUACAAAACACUCUUUGAUGGGUUUGCCAAAAUUGACGGAAAGCUGGUAGAGACUCAGACGUUGAAGAAGGGAGGUGGUCAGCAGGAGGGGCAAAAGGAGAAGGAGGAGAUCCACUCUCUUCAGGAGCAGCUGGCUGCCUUGAAAGAGAUCACAGAGAGAGGCAAGGAGGGCACCAAGGGACAAAUGGCCAAGAAGGAAACCCCUAGAGUUGAGAAAGAGUCCCAAAAAGCUGCCAAAGCAACUGGCGGCAAAGUGCCACAGAACAAGAUAACAGACCGAGCAGAAGUCCAACAAUCUAGCAACUGUCUGGACAACUUGUGUAUAUUCUGUGGUAAAAAGGACGAGUCAUUCACAGAAGAUGGAUUGGACCUUCAUUACUGGAAACACUGUCCUAUGCUGCGACGCUGCAGUGAAUGCAGACAGGUAGUGGAGAUAGCCAGCCUCACAGAGCAUCUACUGGGUGAAUGUGAAAGCAAUUCCAAGUUCGGCCAAUGUCCGAGCUGCUCAGAGGCCGUGGCUUCGGAAGAUCUAACUCGCCACGUCCAGGGUCCUUCCUGCAACCCUCCCAUCUCCGGUAAAGGCUCCAACCACUGUCCUUUGUGCCACAACAACUUCAUGCCUGGGGAGGAGGCCUGGAAGGCUCACCUCAUGGGCAGGGAGGGCUGUAAACAAAACUCACGCAGGACUGCGGUGUCCCAGAGAACCCAGCCAGCACAAGGCAGGGCUGUCGGAGGAGCCAAGCUGAAGCAGGCCUUGUCGGUUGGGGCCAGAGGCAGACCUAUUGGCAGAGGCAGUCGGAUCCCAGCCCUGGCUCCUCUGGCCAGAGGACAUUCGCAAGGGAAGCGAUGAAGCUGGUUCCACAAAAGCACCUCUGGGGACAUCCCAGCAUCACUUGAGUCACUCCACCCCACUUCCACGCGUCCCUGUUCCCAUGCUCCUGAAUAAAGCACUUUUAGAAAAGGCAUAGGACGGCUUGCAGAUGUAUUCACUGACAUAUGCAAUAGGAUUUUAAAGGCCAAGCCAGGCUUUUGUUUGAAGCCAUCAAUAUGCUAGGACUUUUUAAAGCUACCAGAAAAGGAAAUACAUCUGUCUUAUCAGCUUAUGUACAGACUGGCAUUACAACAUGGUAUUGUAUUCACUUAUUCAGACAGUGUGUAGAUUUACCGUAUUAACUCUUCUUAAAUUCUUGUCAUGUAUUAACCAGUGACAGAGAAUCGACACAGAGAAGAGAUGACUGGACUCUUUUGUCUAAAGUCUGCGGUGUCUCGUAAAUGCACUGACAUUGCUGUUUUAACAGAGAGGGAACCGUCAGAACGAGCCACCAUAUCUUCGUUAUACCCCGUCUGUUUGGUAAAUACGCACGUCCUUCGAGCUCCACACCCUCAGCUCACAGAACAGGCUUCUGCUAAUAAACACGUUGUCCCCGAGCCCCGGCUGAGAUCAUCUCCAUGACGUCAGCGUAACAUCAUCAGGGUUACUCUCUCAGUCUUGACGAAGCUAAAUACAGUGACACCCAAGACAGUUGUUUUCACGGGCUUGUAAACGAACAUGUUUUUCCGAUUUACAGCUGUGUACGAGCUGGUUAAUGUUGCUUUGAAUGUGAACUUUUUAUUGCAACAUGGUCAAAAAGGUUACUUUUCAUCAAUAGUGGUGUCUGAGCAUGGUGGUCAAAACAGCCUAAAGGGAACAAAGGAUUUAAAGAAAACGUUCCCAAGCUUUUAAGUUGGGAACUUUCCAUAGACAGCGUGGCAUCAAUCAAUUCUUCAGUGAUGAUGUCAUCAAUCACUGAAUCUCAGCCACAGACGAUGAUGCUGUCUGAUACGUGGAAUCGCUCCUCUGCUUGUUGAAGGAGUAAUGAGAGGAGAGGAGGAACGAGCUUCAGUUACAAGCACAGGACUCUUUCCUCUGAGACAUUCUAGCAGACAAUGCUUCGGUCCUAAAGCCAUUGUGGACGUGGGGUAGCUUUACCGUCAGCUGCACACUCUGAUAUCUGUUUACAUUUUUCUUUUCAAGUCAUUUCAUUCAGGACUAAAGCAGCACUUUGCCCAAAGGGACGAUUCGUUCUUUUCUGCUGAAAUUAAGACUUAAUUUAUUCUUCAUCUUAAUGCCUGUACUGACAAUCCUGAGUAGAUGGCACGUUUCUGUGCUUUACUGUUCUAGUGAGAGACAAAGUAGACCUUUUCAACUUAACAGAAUUUUAGAAUAAAAAAAAAAGAUGGAGAUGAAUGUAAGAUUUAGAUCAGCACGUAUUCUGCUGGAUGUGACAAUGGCUGACCAGCACAAUUUCAAGUGCUUCGAUGGCUUUAAACUGAUUUCAACCACAAUCUCCAAUUUAAAAAGAAAGAAAGUUACUAUAUGAUUGCUAUUCUCUCACUACUGAUGUACUACACAGGACUGUGACAGUGUUGAUUGUAAUAUAUCUGUGGUUCAACAACAGUUCGCGCAGAAAUAACAAACGUCUGUGAGUCUCUGAACUGACUUUUAAAAAUGGUUUGAAGUGGUGUCAGAUUUUUAUAUAUAUGAUACGAGUAUGGAAAAUGUGUGUGUGAUAGCAUCAACUGUUGUAUUACUACACAAACAACUAAACUAUUCCAAUGUAGCUGAUACAUAACGGAGUAUAUAUUUGGUUUCUAAUUUGACAAUCGAUCAUAUUGGCUUUAACAUGCUUCUGUAGUCUGUUGCAACAGUGGAUAUUUAAUUGUGUUAUGAAUACAUUCUGGCAUUAAAUGACUAUUUUUCUGCAAA